Molecule: messenger RNA, 9725 nt
Organism: Sus scrofa (pig)
Lineage: Eukaryota; Metazoa; Chordata; Mammalia; Artiodactyla; Suidae
Gene: TMCC3
Product: transmembrane and coiled-coil domain family 3
Cellular component (GO): endomembrane system
Source: RefSeq, a predicted model, not a curated record
CAAAAAAAAAAAAAAAAAAGUGCAAGCUCAUAGGGGAAAAAAAAAAUCCCAUAGUGCUAAAGAGCAAACGGAGGAAAACGAAGUCUCUUUCCAACUUCUCUUCCUCGUCCCCAGAGGUGAGCGCUGUUACGUUUCUUACGUAUCUUUACAGAAACGUUUUCUGCACAAAACCUGUAUGUCAUCUGUUUCACACGUUUCCUAAGGAUAAUACAACUGAAGUUCCUUCUCAAGUGCUUUUGUCUCAUGUUUGUUUUGCCUUGUAAUACUGUACGCAGUAUCUUUGUACAUAUUUUUUUUUCUGUAACCGUAUAUGGAUAAAUUUCUGAAAGCAAAAUUGUUGGGUCAAAGGGCACGUGUCUUUUAAAUAAGGACAGAUGGGAACAAAAUGUCCUUCCAAAGGGUUGUACCAAUUAAUGGGGGACAUCUUUUAUUUUCAGAAGGCUUUCCUGCCCUGGUUGAUUCUGAUGCAGCAGGUAGGCAACUAACUCUGCUUGUUUACUUGAAACCUGAGUCUCCAGGGCCUCCGGUCAAAGGAAUUAAAUGAGAUACUUCAUGAGAAAGAGAAGAAUUUGAGAGGUAUCUCGCUCAGGUGUUCAGAGAGAGAAGCAAGGGAGAAAGGCUUAGCAGAGGAAGUAGCUAAUAACCUCGAAUGUGCAAGGCGAGGGUUUAGGGUCGCACGAGGGCACAGAACCGGAACUGGGUUCCGAAGAAAGUCCGUCAGUCCUGGAGCAGGAUGUGACCUUGAGACCGUCAGGCUCUCGAUUACGGUAAACUGUGUCCUGGACCUGACCUGGUCCUGUCGUCGUCGUCGAUGCCACAGGGCAGUUUUUGGUGAAGCGCUGGACUGAUGCGAUUCCCUUCAUUUUAAACAACACCUCUAAUAUGAGUCACAGUGUCCUAGUUGGGGGUCUGUGUGUGUGUUACACAGUAAUAUUUAAAUCGGAAGAGUUACAUCUCCGUCGUCUCUCACCAAGAGGUGCGCGCAUCUCCUUAGUGCAGGGCAGGAGCCAGGCCACAUGGGAUGUGCUGGUUUGGUGGUAGAUGCCGUCUCUGCUGCCCAUCUCUCGGCCUUCAUUUUGCCUCCUAGUAGCAGCGAGAUGGGAGGGGAUCUUAUUAGGCACACAGCAAAUUGAGUUUAUCCAUGUCUGGCAAGUUCAAGUCCACUCAAGGCAGGAAGGAACUGAGGGCGGCUGUCUUGAAGCGGGGUCUCUAUGUCAGGGAGGCGUCAGAGUCUCAGAGGCUGGCUGGAAAGGGCUGACCUGGUGCGUUGGGUGAAUUUAAAGGGAGCCGUCCAGAGUCCAGACAAUCCGAAUGCAGCAGGAACCUCAGGGUCGGGCCUAGGCGUGUCAGGGAGAGGACACAUUGCCCUAACUCAGCGCAUAGGGACCAGAGUGCCCUCUGAAAUGGGUCCGUGCUGGAGCCACACCACCUGGGGGCAGAUUGAAGACACUGGGAAGUAAACCAGUCCCGGAGACCUUAGCUCUGAAUUGGACCAUUAUCUUUGAUCAGUGAUUGAGCCAGACAACUGGAGAGCUUUGAGGCAAUUGUAAAAGAAAUCAAUACUGGAAAUUUAAGGGAAUUUUUUGGGAAAUAUUUAUGACCGAGACACAGAACACGAAGUAGGUAUGUGGAGCUAGGCUGUCAGUGAAAGACUAGGAAUAUACGAAGCUACCAGGCAAAGAUCAGGAAGCACCGAAGAGGUGAUUGUGAAUGUGUUUAGCAAGUAAGUUGGAGAUGAAAGAAAAUAUCCGAUGCCCAAAAUAUCUUUAGGCUAGAAAGGUAGCCAUAAAAAUGGGUGAGACAAGCUGGAGCCCAAAUUUGAAGGCAUAACUCGGAGACACAUGAGCAAGCUUGACUAUGUGGAGGUGAAAUCUGUAUGCCUUGGUGGUCAGUCAGAUUUUUAAAUCUUACGGUAGUUUUAAAAUGAGCAUUUUAGGAAUUACAAAUAGAAAAAAAGCAAAAUGAGCCUAACAAAGUAUGUAUUUCUUUUAUACGGAGCACACGAUCGAUUUAACAUUUGGUUUAAGGCAAGAUCCAUUUGCUGGAAUUUAUUAUUUAACAUUUAAUUUAAGACCUUUGCUCGAAGUGAGCCAGAGGAUAGAGGCUCUGUAAAUACUAGCUUCGGUAGACACGCUUCCUCUUAAGUACUACAGUAUAGUUUUGUGCAAAGAAUAAAGUGCUGUUCCUUUGAUGAGGCUUUAUUAGACCAACAAAAUGUUCUUUCUUUUCCAACCCCCCUUUGCCCUUUUCUCCCCAUCACACCCCCCCCAACACAGAGUUAAAUCACAUGACCACAUAAACCACAUAACCAUUUUGAGAUCUUGGCAUUCGUUAUUUAAUGUCAAGAGCAGGCACCCCCUGGUCCCUUCGAAUCAUUCUGGCCUGAAAAUAUGACUUUCGGCAGUUCAAAUAUUUGAGAAUCUCUUCGUACGAGGAAGGUCAGAAGGGACUCAAAGACGAGUGACUGGCAGCAAGAAAGAUUGGAAUCUCUUGCAGAGGUUAGUCCUCAAAAUAUUACAAUAAAAAGCAGUAUAGGAUCACGAAAGGGCAAGAGGAAAAAAAUGUUUAAUAUUUGUGUCUGGCCUGACAUCAGGUUCUUGACUGAUCUCAUUAAAUUCCAGGAGGAAUUUCCUCAGAUGAGACUGGAGUCUCAAAAAGGUUAAUUUCCUUGACAGAGGUCAUACAGCUGCUGAGUAGCAGAGCAGGGAUUUGAUGAGGUCUGCCUGACCCCGAAGUCCAAGCAUCUUCCCAGGGCGCUGUCACCAGUGGACGCCUGUUCUGCAGCUUCAGCCCCGUCUCUCUUUGAGCUCCCCUCUGGACACCCGUGCUCACCUGUCCCACAGGAACCUCGAAUUCGUUCUGUCUGGUGCUGAAUAUACCUCUGCUACCCCAGAUCUCCUCCUCCUCCUGCCUCUUCUCAGUUGCCCGUCUCAUGAAUGAUCUUUGGGCCAGAAGGAGUGAAAACAAAGGGUUUUCCUCGACUCCCCCUGUUCAACCCCACGUGUCCUUUUGAUGCUGCCUCCUUUGUUAUGCCUCAGACGCUGUCCUCUCUGUCCCCACGGCCACCCUGCAUCCAGCCCCCAGCAGCUCUCGCCUUAGAUCACGACAGCAGGCUCAGGACCCGUUCUAGUCUGCGUCUCUGCAGAAGUAUGGAAUGUGUAGAGAUGCAUUUUCCCUCCUGCUUUUUCAGAGGGACUUGUCUGACACAGGGAUCUGAUUAUCCUAAUCCCUUUAGCGGCUGCCACCUGUCUGUAAGAUGAAAUCUAAACACCUUAGCGUGAUUUAGCUGGGGCUCUCAAGGUCUGAUUCCUGUCUGCUGACCCAGUUCUUCUCCUGCCCUCUUUGCCAUGCACAGUGCCCUCCCCAGCUUUCACUUUGCUGUCUGACUGAAUCAUUCAGAGCUCCCUUCCCAAAGCAUCUUCUGACUGACAGGUGUCUGUCGUCCGGCCUCAUCCCAGCCUCUCCUCCUCCCUCUCCCUAGGCUGCCCCUCCCAAGGGCUGUCUUGUAGCACCCCUGGCCCUCAUCAGCGACUGUCAUUGUUUCCCUUGCCACUAGCCUGCGGGGGUGCUCCUUUGCAUGUCCAGCACGCCUCGCUGCGCCUGACACUCGAAGGCACCAGCGAGCAUCUGUCUCAUGAAUGAAGCAACAGAGGAAAGUGUCUCCUGAUUCCACUCCUUGCCCUUCCCCACGUGCCUCGGACCAUUUACUGCUCGUCCUGCCUUCGUUCGUGUUGGGGCUUCCUGGGAUCAGAUCAUUGCUUUGCACUGGCUCUGCUCGACCAGCGUUUGUUCAGUCAGGCCCAUUUCCUCAGCAGUAAGCCGGGAGGAGCAGGCCAAGCAUCCCUGAAGGCCCUUUCGCGCCCCCGGAGUUGUGUGAUGACAGGGCUGGUUCGAGUCUGCCUCUCCGCAGAAGUAUGGCUUGUGUAGCUUUUCCUCCUGGUAGCACAGAGCACCCUUUCGUCAGCACUGGGCUGAAAACAGGGUGUUAUUGCUGGCCGUGGGAUUGGUUUUCAGGGCAGGGCGGGGAGUUUCUCUGAGACAGACCUGGGAAUACCCAGAGAUACGUGAGCAGUGUCUCCAAAGUCCAGGCUGAGUCAGCCGCCGGAGCUGUUGGCAGGAGCAGUUAGAGCAGCCAGGCUGCCUGCUUCCGACUCCAGUGCCUCUCGGGCGGCAGGGUGAGCUGGUCGCCGAUCCCGGGCUGCUCACCGAUUUGUCCUGUGGCCUUUGGUGGGACGGCAUGACAUGAACACCCUCAGCCUGCCCCUGAGCAUCCGCCGCGGGGGCUCGGACACCAACCUCAACUUCGAUGUCCCAGAUGGCGUCCUGGACUUCCACAAGGUCAGACUCAGCGCCGACAGCCUGAGGCAGAAAAUCCUGAAGGUCACCGAGCAGAUAAAAAUCGAGCAGACGUCCCGGGAGGGGGACGUGGCCGAGUACCUGAAGCUGGUCAGCAGCGCGGACAAGCAGCAGGCGGGCCGCAUCAAGCAGGUGUUCGAGAAGAAGAACCAGAAGUCGGCGCACGCCAUCGCUCAGCUGCAGAAGAAGCUGGAGCAGUACCGCCGGAAGCUCCGCGAGCUCGAGCAGAACGGCGCCCCCCGCAGCGCCAAGGACCUGGCCAAGGAGCCCCCGAAGGACGCCCAGGCCGCUCUGAAGGAGGCGCCGGCCAAGGCCCGCGCCGGCCCGGCCGGCCUGGAGGCGGCCAGGUCGGGCCUGCCGGGAGUGUCGCUCACCCCGCCCGUGUUCGUCUUCAGCAAGUCCAGAGAGUUCGCCAACCUGAUCCGCAAUAAGUUCGGCAGUGCGGACAACAUCGCGCACCUCAAAACCUCCCUGGAGGAGUUCCGGCCCGAGGCCAGCGCCCGGGCCUACGGGGGCAGCGCCACCAUCGUGACCAAGGCCAAGUACGGCAGCGAUGACGAGUGCUCGAGCGGCACGUCGGGCUCGGCCGACAGCAACGGGAACCAGUCGUUCGGGGCCGGGGGCGGCCCGGGCAAGCUCGCAGCCAUCCUGGAGGAGCUGCGCGAGAUCAAGGACACCCAGGCGCAGCUGGCCGAGGACAUCGAGGCGCUGAAAGUGCAGUUCAAGCAGGAGUACGGCUUCAUCUCCCAGACCCUGCAGGAGGAGAGAUACAGGUAUGAGCGGCUGGAAGAUCAGCUCCACGACCUCACAGACCUGCAUCAGCACGAGACGGCCAACCUGAAGCAGGAGCUGGCCAGCAUCGAGGAGAAGGUGGCCUACCAGGCCUACGAGCGGUCGCGGGACAUCCAGGAAGCCCUGGAGUCCUGCCAGACUCGCAUCGCGAAGCUCGAGCUCCACCAGCAGGAGCAGCAGGUGCUGCAGACGGACUCGGUGAACGCCAAGGUCCUGCUGGGGAAGUGCAUCAACGUGGUGCUGGCCCUCAUGGCCGUCCUCUUGGUGUGCGUGUCCACCAUGGCCAAGUUCAUCGCGCCCAUGAUGAAGAGCCGCUUGCACAUUCUCGGCACCUUCUUCGCCGUGACUCUCCUUGCGAUAUUUUGUAAAAACUGGGACCACAUUCUGUGCGCCAUCGAAAGGAUACUAAUACCCAGAUGAAGCCGCCGCCUUCCGUCCCCAGUCCUUCGAGUUGUUAUUUCAAAGGAAACUGUGCAGACGACCACAUCCUAAAACGAACGCUGUUCCGACGCAGGAGUACGAGGACCAGGGCUGUAGCACGGUCCAGCUCGGGCCCUCGUCCUUGGCUCGUGAGAAUCUCUUUCCAGACGGUCCCUGCCUUGCACACUGCCUUAGUCAGGCCAGGUCUCCAGCCCACCUGCCUACCCAGCUUGGCCAACCUCUGGUUGGUGAGUGCUUGGCCUAAUUAGUGACCCAGCAGAAAAGGGACGUAAGAUGCUCACUCCCUCUCUCUUGGGUCUCUGUCAAAAUCACCCUUUCCUGAGUUGCGUUUUUCGCGGGUCCCGUAAGCAGCAGGGGUGACGGGAGGGGGCGAAGCACAGGUGUUGCCCCUGUGAACACGUGUGGUCCAUGGGGUUACAGUAAGCCCUGUGUCAUCCAUCCCACCGUCCACUGAUGACCAUAGGUCCCACGUGUGCCCAGUGUCCACAGUGGCCAACUGUGUGUGACUCUCUGUCCCGUGGAAGUCUUGUAACACCCCCCUGUCUAUCCAGCCGAUGUCCAGCUUCCGUGUCCGGUUGCGCUGUAAAUGGUAAGACGCGAGCACUGAUGAGCGGGCUUUGGCUUCCUGUGUCCAGGGAGCUGCACACUGGGUUUCACCCAGCUGUCAAAUGCACCAUCUUCCGGGCAUGCAGACACGCUUCCCAAUCCCUCUUCAAACUGUGGCUCUCACUUCUAAUUGCGGUCCGACCCGCACCACCCCCGGGCUUUGUGUUCAGCACACCUUCGUCGCUCUAGGCCCCUCUGAGGACCUGGUGCCCUUCCCGUGAUUGGCCGUAUUCACCCUCCUCGAGGGAUGGCAACGCUUGCUCAGUAAAUGAAAACCAAGGAUGCUGCUGUCGCAGGGUUUUUCCUCUUCAAGCAGGACAACAGGAUCCGAGUUUCUAAAGCCCAAGUGCCCUGAGGUAGGCACACCGAAAGGGGGAAGGAAAUACGACGUGUGGUCUGAGCGGGUGGCAGCCGGAUCAGUGGGCGCGGCUCACCAGGGCGAAGCUGGAGAGGCUCCUCCUCGGACCCCGAGAGACCAGCAAGAAGAGGGUCCGUUAGAUCUGGGGUCCGAGCCAAGGGUGCCAUCUGUCUCUAGGAUCUUGCUGACCAUACGUCCUAAGGUCAUGAGUGGCGUGGCCGCACUCCCACCGAGGGGAAGGCCUUCAGAAAUCAACGUCUUUGGCCCCUUUGGGGGCGCCCUUCACUCUCUUGAGCCCAGAUAAUGUUUUCCGUUAAAUCUCUCUGUGUAGAUGACACAAAGGAAGACCGAGACGAUUUUCUUGGACACCCUGGAUCGGCCUCUCUUCCCACCAGCUGUCCUCUCAGCUGAGGCGUAAAGAUCCGUGUGCGUGUACAUUUUCCUCCAGGAAACAUCGGAGCGUCGGGAUUUCAAUUAAGUGCAAUAUUUGGCAAACAGCUGCUCUGAGGGAAAUCUCCUGAAAAAAAUGUGACGUGUGCCGUGAUUUGAGGGAACAGCGGGGUAGUGGAGUGUUUGGUUCAAGUCCAGUGUGGGUCAGACUCAUACAACUCAAGCUUGCUUGCUUUUCUUUUCUUUUUUUACAGUUUACAAAUCAGUGGUUUUAGUCAAUGUACACUUAUGUAACAGUCUCUACCAUCUCAUUCCAGACUUGAGCUUUUGAAAACAAUAAACAUCAUUUCAUGAAAGUUUUGGAUUCGGGGAAGAGGGAGUCCCAGUCUCACCCCAUCUCGUGGCGGGGGCCCCUUUCACUGCCAGACUCUCGUCUGGUCCCCCAAGUCGGCUGGAAAUGCACUGUGGUCCAUCCAACCCAGGGGCUGGAACCAGGUUGCAGAUGCCGGGAAGGAAGGGGCAAGAGUGCUGCGCGUGUCUGUUUCCAUGGCCAGCGUUCCCUGUUCGCCGUGGGCCUCAGUCUCCGUGUGCGCCCAGGGCUGGAUGUAACUUAGGCCGGUGAAUCGAGCUGGGGCCUGGCCUAUUCGUGUCUCUGAAUCUUUCUGAGGCACUUUGGACAAGGCAGGGAGUGGGGUGGACGCAGAUGCUGCUGGUAGCUUAGAAGAAGGGAGACCCCUCGCCCUCGAGGUCAGGGCUCUGGGAGGUUCCAAGAAGAUGUGGGCCAUCGUCCCACAGCCCCACCCUCCCUCUGCCACCCACCCUGGCACGUGUGCCCGGAUGCUUCCUGACCUGUCAUCUGUGUGUUCCUCUCCCUGGUGAGAGAAGCGGGGGAGAAAACGGCAGCCCGGUCCCCCCCCCCCCCCCCCACAGCCGGGAGCCCCUACCAGGAGCUGCUCAGAGCUGGCUCUCUUCUGAAAUGCUGGAGUGUCCACCUGCUCACCAAGUUUUUUAAAGAAUUCAAUUUCCGGUGAUUCUCAUUCGAUUUGAAAAAGCUUUUUUUCACUUGGAUAUGUUCAGGCUACACAGUGUAUUUAUUUUAGAGUCUUGUGGAAAGUUCAUGAAGCUUUUCAAUAAAUGAUAUACUCCAAGGAGACUUUGUCUGUAGUUUAUUAGUCUCAGUAAACUCUCCUGCUGCUGCUUUUUUUUCACUGCCAAGGAGACUAAAUGUUGUAAAUAUACAACAGAAAGAGUGAUCUAGCUAUGGCAAAUCCUGGCAUUGGAUACCCAUGUACAUUUAAGUUGAAUCUUCCCCCCACUGUUCACUGGCAGGCAGGCGGUGUGCUGUGUAUGCCCGGAGAGGAAAGCUGGCUGUGGGCUGAUGGGUAAACACCUGCUCCCUCAGCAAACUUACACCGCGUGAUCGGAGGUGCUGGACGUUGGGUCCUAGCACCAGGGUUUUUGGUGAUGCAUUAUUUUCAUGAUCACCAGGAUAGCGAUGGUUUGCUCAGGGCAAAACCAAAACCUAAAACUACUCUCUUAUGGGUUUCAUUUGAAUUGGCUAUUCCAGCUUGUAUUUUGAGUAUGAUUAAGUCAGAGCAAAACACCCCCCCCCACUCACCCCACCACCAAUAAAAGUUUAAACCCACAAUGAAGCAAUAACUAAAAGUAUUCCAUUGCCAAUUCUGGACGGUGAAAGUAGGGUGAGCCCCACGUUUCUUGCGUGUACAGUUAGUUGUGUUGCUUGUACAGUUGCUGUGAUCUGAAGAUAAACUGAAAUUUUCUGCAACUCCUCCCCUUUCCAUUCCGGCCCGUGACGCUGUUACCCUUCCCUGUCAGUGAGCAUCCCGGUGAUGCUGGCCCUUCUCCUGCUUUGUCGCUCUUUGUUUCAUUUAAAUAUUUCCCCAUCAUGCUUCUUGCCUUUGUCUUUUUUUUCUGGUGGAGCAGGUUUAAUUAUGGGCUCAAUAGUAGGGAACUAGCUUCCCUUGGGCAACUAAUUACUUAGGUCCUUUCUCUUUGGAGUUUAAAUACCAAAUUAUUUUGCAUCAAAUGGGAACACUUUUUCCAAAUAUAGUUGUAUGCACUUGGAAAAAACAUUUAAAUAUGCUUGUUAAUAGGAACAUAUAUGAUUAAACAACCUAUUGUGCAUAUUUCUAUAACCGCAAGGAACCAGGAGUGGGAUGAAAUGGCAUUCCUUUAAAUUCAGGACUUUAUCUGGAGAAAGGUGUUUUAAGAAGUUCAGCACAUGUGCUGAGGAAAGAGUUGGUCUGAAAGAUAAGCCACUGAAAAGAAUGAAAUUGACCUAUUCAUAGUAAAAGUAAAGAAGUUUUUUUUUUUUUUUAAGGAUACAUUUAACAAGAGGGAAAACCAGAGGAUUUAAAGCAGAACUAAUCUAUAAUUUUCUAAAGUGAAUACAAUUCUCUGUUUAUAAGAAGCUGGAAAGUCAUGUACCUUGAUUGCAGUAGGAAUGAUUUAUGUGUUGCAACUUUAAUUUAUUUAAAGCGUUUUGACUCUAUUUGUCCUCAAAUGUUUCAACAAAAGUGUGCUCUCUGUUUAAGGUAUGUUUAGGCAGUAGUGAGCGGCUCUAAGCGAAGAAACUGGAAAUGUUUAUUAUGAGGUCUGUUGGAAAUUUCUGUUUUGUGGGAUAUCCUAUAGUUUCUUGUCAGCCUAAAAUGGUCAGUUCUCUGUAGCUCUUCACCCCAUUCAAAGCAGGUGCCAUUAUUUUUUAAAAGAAACACUUCAUGUUGCUUUGAUGUUAAAUAAAGAGCUAGAUUUCUUAAAUUUU